Sinocyclocheilus anshuiensis is the source of this 1952-nucleotide messenger RNA. Its product is annotated as AH receptor-interacting protein. NCBI's taxonomy places the organism in Eukaryota, Metazoa, Chordata, Actinopteri, Cypriniformes, Cyprinidae. The transcript has 7 exons. The coding region runs from base 98 to 1126 and encodes 342 amino acids. Gene Ontology annotation, molecular function: protein binding; peptidyl-prolyl cis-trans isomerase activity. The record is from RefSeq and is a predicted model, not a curated record.
GUUCAGCGCUGUUUAAUGUAACCCCCGUCAUUCUGAAGCGCUGCUGCAGCGCCAUCUGGACUCAACGGAGCGACACUAUUCUACAUCUUCCAGAAGAAUGGAGGAAAUUGACAUAAAGCUCAGAGCUGAUGGCAUUCAGAAAAAAGUCAUCUCUCCUGGAAAAGGAGAACUUUCAACGUUUCCCGAUGGAACAAAGGUGAAGUUUCAUUACCACACUAGCCUUUGCGAUGGCACCGUGUUGGAUGACUCCAGGACAAUGGGAGGUCAGAGUAAACCUAUGGAGCUCAUACUGGGGAAGAAGUUCAAGCUUCCUGUAUGGGAGCAAGUGGUUACCACUAUGAGAGAGGGUGAAAUUGCUGAGUUCACCUGUGAUGUCAUGCACACAGCUCUCUACCCUCUGGUUUCUCGGUCACUACGCAACAUCAGCCAUGGAAAAGACCCACUGGAAGGACAGAGACACUGCUGUGGAAUAGCGCAGGUUCACUCGCAUCAUUCUAUGGGUCACUCCGAUCUGGAUAAGUUGCAGGCUAAUCCUCAGCCUCUAGUUUUUACUCUGGAAAUGCUAGAGAUCUUGCCCCCUGGAUCCUUCCAAUUGGAAAUUUGGGCAAUGACAGAUGAGGAGAAAAUGCAGGCCAUACCACAUAUCCAUGAGGAUGGAAAUGCGCUCUUCAAGAGUGGAGAUAUUACAGCAGCUGCUGAGAAGUACUACAGUGCCAUAGCUUGUCUGAAGAACUUACAGAUGAAGGAGCGUCCGGGUGAUGACCAUUGGAUCAAACUAGAUCUCAUGAUCACUCCUCUCCUCCUCAACUAUUGCCAGUGCAAGAAUCUUUUGGGCCAGUACUAUGAGGUUUUGGAGCACUGCUCUUCUAUCAUCAACAAGUAUGAUGAUAAUGUGAAGGCAUAUUUCAAACGAGGGAAAGCUCAUGCAGCAGUAUGGAAUGAAGCAGAGGCAAAAGCUGACUUUGCCAAAGUGAUUGAAUUAGACCCAUCACUUGAAACCUCAGUUGCAAAGGAGUUGAGGGCAAUGGAGGAUCGCAUUCGGGAAAAACAGAAAGAGGAGAAGGGACGCUACAAAAACCUUUUUAACUACAGCAGCAAAGCCUCUGCUGCAGCUUCCACGGGCUGAAACAAAAAUGAACUUCCAAUUUUACAUUUAUAUGGAUGCAGUUAGGCCAGUGUCAAGUUGGAGCACAUGCACUCUGAUAAAUUGGUCCCCCACACAAGUUCAUCAUAUUUUUAUCACCACCUCCUCAUGUUUUGUUAGUAAAUUGAUACACCAGUGAGGAGUGCAUAGCUUUAAAUGCACUUGAAUCCAUCCAUUUAUCCCUGGAGUAACCCAUCAUUUAUUGAGAAGUGCCCAUUUUCAUUGAGUUGCUAAUGGGAUCUGCAUCUCCUGUGAACCAGAAAUUAGUAAAUACCAGCUUACUGCCCUGUUACCUUGUAUAUUCAGUCUUUGGAUAUAGUUGAUAGAACCCAGCUCAUUAAGGUCUGUGCUUUUUAAGGGCAGUGUGAAAAACCAAACUUGAAAGACAAUCUGAAGAUGAUAAAAUACUAGUCUGGUUAAAUAGGAUUUCUUUGACUAUAUCCCCCUUUCCCUCAAUUUUUAUGUUAUUCUUUUGUAUUCAUCAUGUUUAUUCAUUUUAUUGCUAUUACCCUCAUUGUCUUUAUAUGUAUACUACACAUUUAAUAUCGGAAUAUUAAGGAAAUUAGAAGGCCUAUGAAAUAUGGAAGUGAAAGACACAAUGUAAACACUGUGAUGGCACAUGUAAAAGUAUCCACUUCCCCAUCAUUGAAACUGAAAACAUAUUCAUUCACAUUGUGUUGUUCAUUAAUGGAUUUGUCAGUUACAUCUAUAUAUGUCACUACAAAUAAAUUGCUAUUUUCGACUGCCUUUGUGGUGACUGAAGCCAAAUAAAAUUCUUUGAAAACCAAGCAACUCAUGCAUUCAGUGG